Molecule: messenger RNA, 2480 nt
Organism: Dermacentor silvarum
Lineage: Eukaryota; Metazoa; Arthropoda; Arachnida; Ixodida; Ixodidae
Product: disintegrin and metalloproteinase domain-containing protein 10-like
Exons: 14
Coding region: 1-2406 (801 amino acids)
Biological process (GO): Notch signaling pathway; membrane protein ectodomain proteolysis
Cellular component (GO): plasma membrane
Molecular function (GO): metalloendopeptidase activity
Source: RefSeq, a predicted model, not a curated record
AUGGAAGCUCCAGGGCGGGUCAGUCUGGCCCACUACGAGUGCCGAGUUGACUGGCUGUACCUGCUUGCGCGAGUUCUCAACCGCUACGUGCGACACUACGAGCCGCUGUCGUACGAGCCAGUGAACACCCACGGAGGGAGAUCAGGAGCAGGACGCUGGAAGCGCUCCGUCGCGAACCCUAAGGACGUGGGCAACCUCCAGGUGACCUUCAAGGCGCUCAACAGGCUGUUCCGGCUUCACUUGAAGCGAGAUCGAUCCUCCUUCUCCAACGACUUUCUCCUGGUGACCAGCCGUGGCCCAGUGAACACCAGCCUUGAUCACAUGUACUCGGGCCACGUCCUGGGAUAUCCCGGCAGUCGCGUGGUGGGCGCCAUGACAAACGGCGUGUUCUUGGGUCGUGUAGCGCUCUCCGCGGCUGACGGCACCGAGGAGCAUUUCCACGUGGAGAGCGCCAGCCGCUACCUGGGACCCGGACGUGACCCCCGCGUCCACUCGAUCAUCUACUCAGCGCGCGACGUUGUGCCGUCGGGCGGUCGGUGUGGCCUCUACGGUGCCACUCAGACCUUCCUGAGCCAAAUACGGAAGAAGCACCGCAAGGGUCCUAAGAUGCAGAGCGAAGAUCUCAAAGUGCGCCGAAAGCGUUCAUUCUUCGAAUCGGCUGUGCGGGCUUACGACAUGCCUUCGGCUGCAGCCACGCCCACCGAAGCUUGGAAACCGUCCUCUGUGCCUCUCGCAACGCAGUCUGCUGAACCCAGUGCUCGAGACUCGGCGGGCGCCGGUGACGGCGACCCGAAACGACGAUCGGGAUCGAUCUUCAAGCGCGUCUGCAACGUCGAAGUGGUGGUGGACCACUUGCUGUUCGAGUCGUUCCUGAACGAAGAAGGCGGUGAUCGAGAGAGGGCGCUUGGAGCCAUCACAACAAUGGCGGGGACGCACGCGGCAGCCGCCACGGAUAUCUUCAGCAAGACGGACUUCGACGGCAUCACCGGCAUCUCCUUCGAAGUGCAGCGCUUACGGAUCAACGAGUCGAACUCCUGCGAGGGUCGGGUGCGGCACACGAACCCGUUCUGCCGCGAAGACCUGGACGCGGCGUACAUGCUGUUCGAGCUGUCCAAGGUCAACCACGACACCUUCUGCGUCUCGUACAUAUGGACGCACAGGGACUUCCCUGGCGGAACGCUGGGACUCGCCUACCUCGCGGAGUCCGAAGUCGAUACGGGAGGCAUUUGCGACAAGUUCCACUUUGGUGCCAACGUGGUCAAGGCGCUGACCUACCGCGGAAGCCUGAGCCUCAACACGGGCCUGGUCACCUUCCUCAACAACAACGUGCGCCUCUCGCAGCGGGACACGGAGGUCACCUUUGCCCACGAGCUAGGCCACAACUUUGGAUCGCCGCACGACUACCCGCCGGAGUGCACACCAGGCGGCACUCAGGGGCAGUACCUGAUGUACCCGAGCGCCCGCCGUGGAACCGAGCCCAACAAUCUCAAGUUCUCGCCCUGCAGCAUACGGAACAUCUCGCUCGUCCUAAAGGAGCUCAUCGCUGGAGAGGCGAUCAGUCCCAACUGCCUUCAGGAGCCCCGUGGCCCCUUCUGCGGCAACAAGGUACGCGAGAAGGGAGAAGAGUGCGACUGCGGCUACGACAACAGUGACUGCACCGACCGCUGCUGCUACCCGCGGCAGAGUGGGCCUGAAAAGGCCUGCAAGUUGCGACCCGGAGCCAAGUGCAGCCCAAUGAACUCGGCGUGCUGCACCACGAGCUGUGGCAUCCAGGACACGUCGGUGUCUUGUCGCUCGGAGGACGACUGUCGCUUCGAGGCCUUCUGCGACGGGAGGAGUGCCGCGUGUCCGCAGUCUGCGUGGCGAGCCAACGGCACCGUCUGCAACCACGGCACGCAACUGUGCGAGGCCGGCGAAUGCGAGCUCUCGGUGUGCCGCAAGUACGGCCUCGUUGAGUGCUUCCUCACCGGACCGGAUUUGACGCCUAGUGACCGAUGCCUCAUCGCUUGCAGGGAGCACGAUCCUGGCAGCGAGUGCCGUGAGGCGUGUUUCUUCCGUCGCAUGCGCAGCCUCUGCCACAAGAAGCUUCAGCCUGGCGCCUUAUGCAACAACCUGCACGGCUACUGCGACGUGUUCCAGCAGUGCCGCCACAUCGACGCCGAAGGUCCGCUCACCAGGCUCCAUUGGCUUGUGUUCGGCAACACGGGAAUCACGCACGUGCUCGUGAGGCACUGGUACCUGACGACUUUGGGCAUCGUGCUGAGUGCUGUGGCGACCGUGUCUCUGAUACACGUCUGCACCGUCUACAUCCCCAGCAGCAACCCGCACCUGAAGCCGCCCAAGAAGAUCACCGACACCGUCCACCACCCGCUAGACUUCAUGACAGGCAUCUUACGCCGUCGAUGACUUCGGCGCGAGCGCCACCGGUUUACUUCGCUGGCUGCGGUCCCAGCUCACUAUUGUUUGAUGCAUAAGAACGA